This is a messenger RNA of Thlaspi arvense, 549 nucleotides long. Lineage: Eukaryota; Viridiplantae; Streptophyta; Magnoliopsida; Brassicales; Brassicaceae. The record is from the annotation of a GenBank genome assembly.
AUGGGAAUCCUGUUCACGCGGAUGUUCUCCUCCGUGUUUGGCAACAAAGAAGCUCGUAUCCUCGUCCUCGGUCUCGACAAUGCUGGAAAAACUACAAUCCUCUAUCGCCUUCAGAUGGGGGAAGUGGUCUCCACGAUUCCGACUAUUGGGUUUAACGUCGAGACUGUGCAGUACAACAAUAUCAAAUUUCAGGUCUGGGAUUUAGGUGGACAAACGAGCAUCAGGCCAUACUGGCGAUGCUAUUUCCCGAAUACACAAGCAGUGAUCUACGUUGUUGACUCGAGCGAUACAGAUCGAAUCGGGGUGGCAAAAGAGGAGUUUCAUGCAAUUUUGGAGGAAGAGGAAUUAAAAGGAGCGGUGGUUCUCAUAUUUGCAAACAAGCAGGAUCUUCCUGGUGCUCUCGACGAUGCCGCUGUGACAGAGGCCUUGGAGUUGCAUAAGAUAAAGAGUCGUCAGUGGGCAAUCUUCAAAACUUGUGCUGUUAAAGGCGAAGGGCUUUUCGAGGGCUUGGACUGGUUGAGUAAUACAUUGAAGUCGGGAAGUGGUUGA